AUGGCGAGGGGCGAGAGCGCCGAGGGCGGCUGCGGGCAGCGCUACGGGACGGCGGCCGGGCUGGCCGUGGGGGGCCUGCUGUGCCUGGGCCUCGGGCUGGUGCUGCUGCUGACCGUGCCCGGCCUCUUGCGGCAGCAGGUGAUGAAGAAUGUCCGAAUCGAUCCCGACGGUGCCAUGUACUCCCUUUGGAAAGAUCUGCCUCUGCCCUUCUUCAUCUCUUUCUACUUCUUGGAGGUGGUGAAUUCCAAGGAGGUCCUUCUAGGCGCCAAGCCAGUCCUGAACCAGCGGGGGCCGUACGUCUACAGGGAAUACAGGCAUAAAAAGAACAUCACUUUUCAUAGUAACCACACGGUCUCCUUUUUGGGGUAUCGGACCUUCAUCUUCCAACCGGACCGUUCCAACGGAUCGGAAAAUGAUUACAUCGUGAUGCCGAAUAUCUUGGUUUUGGGAGCAGCGGUCAUCUUGGAAAAAAUGCCGUUUCCCCUGAGGUUAACCUUCAGCAGCGCUCUGGCCUUCUUCCGCCAAAGCGCGUUCAUGAACCGGACGGUGGAGGACAUCAUUUGGGGCUACCGCGAACCCUUCGUUCAGUUCUUGAGCAGCCUCGGGGUCACUGUGGGCCCGUUCAGUGAAAAAUUCGGCUUGUUGGCCGACUUAAACAAUUCCCACUCGGGUCUCUUCACGGUGUUUACGGGCAUGGGCGACAUCAACAAAGCUCACAUGGUGGACAGUUGGAAUGGAUUAAAAAAGGUAUCAUUCUGGCAUUCUGAUCAAUGUAACAUGAUCAAUGGAACUGCAGGAGAACAGUGGCCACCUUUUAUGACACCAUCUUCACCUGUGGAACUCUAUACUCCUGAUGCCUGCAGGUCAAUUAAAUUAAAUUAUACCAUGUCUAGAAAAUUCAGAGGGAUACCAGUUUAUCAUUACACAGCUCCGAAGAACCUGUUUGCCAACGGGACCACCUAUCCACCCAAUGAGGGCUUCUGCCCGUGCCGGCAAUCCGGAAUCCAGAACAUUAGCUCCUGUAAAUCAAAUGCACCGAUGUUUAUUUCUCAACCUCAUUUCUUCAACGCUGAUCCAGCUUUACUGGACACGGUUGAAGGUUUACACCCGAACGAAAAGGAUCACGAUCUGUUUGUUGAUAUACAUCCG
Protobothrops mucrosquamatus (brown spotted pit viper) is the source of this 1149-nucleotide messenger RNA. It is a transcript of the gene SCARB1, whose product is annotated as scavenger receptor class B member 1. The transcript has 8 exons. The record is from RefSeq and is a predicted model, not a curated record. Gene Ontology annotation, cellular component: cytoplasm; caveola. The annotation marks the transcript as partial. Lineage: Eukaryota; Metazoa; Chordata; Lepidosauria; Squamata; Viperidae. Gene Ontology annotation, molecular function: lipid binding; scavenger receptor activity; low-density lipoprotein particle binding. Gene Ontology annotation, biological process: plasma lipoprotein particle clearance; cholesterol import; recognition of apoptotic cell.